Stegostoma tigrinum is the source of this 5730-nucleotide messenger RNA. Its product is annotated as serine/threonine-protein phosphatase 4 regulatory subunit 1-like. The transcript is spliced from 21 exons. Gene Ontology annotation, biological process: protein dephosphorylation. The coding region runs from base 34 to 3042 and encodes 1002 amino acids. The record is from RefSeq and is a predicted model, not a curated record. Lineage: Eukaryota; Metazoa; Chordata; Chondrichthyes; Orectolobiformes; Stegostomatidae. Gene Ontology annotation, molecular function: protein phosphatase regulator activity; protein binding.
AAUAUUUUAAAUGUAGGACCAGGAGGGUGCAAGAUGGCGGAUUUGUCGUUGGUGCAGGAGGAGCUGCAGGAGGAUCUGGACGGAUUUGGUGUGGAUGACUACAGCUCAGAGUCUGAUGUCCUUAUUAUACCUUCAGCCUUGGAUUUUGUUUCUCAAGACGAGAUGCUAACACCGUUGGGCCGACUGGAUAAGUACAUUGCUAGUGAGAACACGUUUAACAGACAAAUGGUAGCACGAGGUUUGCUCGAUACGCUGCGGGCAGUCAGCGACGAUGAAAAAGACUGCCUAGCAGUGCUGGAGAGAAUAAACAAGUUAGCAGAAGAUCCAGAACCAACAGUCCGUGCAGAAUUAAUGGAACAGGUACCUCAUAUUGCCAUAUUCUGCCAAGAGAAUAGACCUUGUAUUCCUUAUGCUUUCUCCAAAUACCUGUUGCCCUUUAUGGUUAGAUGCCUUGCAGACCCUAACAACCAGGUGAGGAAGACCAGCCAGGCAGCACUGCUGGUGGUGUUAGAACAAGAAAUAAUCGAAAGAUAUGAUGUGGAAACUAAAGUAUGUCCUGUUCUCUUGGAUUUAACUGCACCUGAAAGCAAUGAUGAUCUGAAAACAGAAGCUGUAGCAAUAAUGUGUAAAAUGGCUCCCAUGGUCGGAAAGGCAAUCACAGAAAAAUAUAUACUGCACCGGUUCUGUGAGAUGUGCUGUGACUGCCGGAUGUUCCACGUUCGUAAGGUCUGUGCUGCCAAUAUUGGCGAUAUAUCUAGUGUUGUUGGUCGUGAGGCCACUGAAAGGUUGCUGUUACCAAGGUUUUUCCAGCUCUGCUCUGAUAAUGUAUGGGGAGUGCGGAAAGCAUGUGCUGAAUGCUUUAUGGACGUUUCUUGUGCAACAUCUCAAGAAAUUCGAAGAACGAAACUAUCUUCACUCUUCAUUAAUCUGAUCAGCGACCCUUCACGAUGGGUUCGUCAAGCUGCCUUUCAAUCAUUAGGGCCUUUCAUCUCGACCUUUGCCAGCUGUUCAGGUGCUGGCCAUUACUUCAAAGAGGAAAAUGUGCUUUCUUCCAAGAAUGUGUUGGAGAACCAAGGAACAGAAAACAAUAACAACAGUGCAAAAUGUGCAGCAGAACCAACAAAAGUUGCAGAUGGAACCAAGGAUAAUCUUGAAACAGAAGAAAAAACGCCCGGUUUUAACUGUAGUACUGUGGGAUCAGUAAAUGCAGCUACUGAACUCUAUUCAAAAAAUGAGUAUAAGACUGACAGCAAAUGUAGUAGUGAUGCCAGUCAUUCCCAGGCAACGUCAUUGCAGUUGCAUUCUGAUUCUCCUGUAUGUACUAAAUCUGAAGGAAACAGAGGUCUCAAUGUAAGUGAGUUGCCAAAUUUGGACUCUGCAGAUCCAAGUCCAUCUUCAAAAGAAUCUGGGUCCAGUUCAGAAAAGACUGCCAUUCCAGAGGACAUGUUUAACUCAUUCCAUUAUUGGAGGACUCCUAUCCCUACUAUAGAUCUUGAUUUGGAACUAGAGCUGCCACAAUGUUCAAAUAAGCAAAAAAGUAAAGAAUUAAUGCAAGAAGAAGCACUAACAGACUGUCCAGGUUUCAGCACAGCUACUAGAACGGAACUGGAAGAGAUGCUGGAAAACUUAGAGCCGCACAUAGAUGACCCUGAUGUAAAAGCACAAGUGGAUGUUCUAACUGCUGCCCUCAGAGCUUCCACUCUUGACUUUGAGGAAGGAAGAUCUUUGGAACCACUAUGUAACCGAACCAAGUCUCAAGCCGAUCCUAUGAAAGUUGAUCCUGUCAAUGUUGGCCAAGACCAUGUGCCUUUAACUGCUGAAAUUUCAGCCCCUGUUGAGGAAGACUGUGUCAGUGAUACAGUGUACAGCACCAAUCAAGCAUUGGAUGCAUCUCCCUUUUCAGCAAUGGUAUCAGAUGACCGGGUAUUCACUUAUUUUGAGACGAACUUGGAAGGUAGGCUUCAGUUUAUCCAAGAGAAUUCCUGUCGGAGACAAAACAGUUUUGAGGAUGAUAAAAAAUCUAAAAUUCAGGAUGUCGUCCCUCAAGCAUUGCUGGAUCAAUAUCUUUCAAUGACUGAUCCUUCACGUGCCCAGACAGUUGAUACAGAGCUAGCAAAGCAUUGUGCUUACAGUCUCCCCGGUGUUGCAUUCACUUUGGGUAGGCAAAACUGGCACUGUCUGAAAAAUACAUAUGAAAUACUGGCCUCAGAUAUGCAGUGGAAGGUUCGAAGGACUCUUGCGUUCUCCAUUCAUGAGCUGGCAGUCAUUCUUGGAGACCAGCUGACAGCAGCAGAUCUAGUUCCAGUUUUUAAUGGAUUUUUAAAGGAUCUUGAUGAAGUACGGAUAGGAGUCCUGAAACACUUGUAUGACUUCAUGAAGUUACUCCAAGCAGAAAAGAGAAGGGAGUACCUCCCUCAGCUCCAAGAAUUUAUGGUAACAGAUAACAGCAGGAAUUGGCGCUUUAGAGCUGAACUUUCUGAGCAAUUGAUUUUGCUGCUGGAACUGUACAAUCCUAAGGAUGUGUAUGACUACCUACGACCCAUAUCACUCAGCCUCUGCGCCGAUAAAGUUUCUUCAGUCCGCUGGAUUGCCUACCGAUUGGUCGGUGAGAUGAUUAGAAAAUUCUAUGCAUCUGCUACUCCUGCAUUAGCCGUUGACCUCAUUCAUGAACUUGUUGAUAAGUUCUGCCAUUCUGUGAAGUGGUCAGGUCGUCAAGCCUUUGUUUUUGUCUGCCAGGCUGUGCUUGAAGAUGAUUGUAUUCCUGUGGAACAGUUUACUGAGCACUUGAUGCCACACUUACUACAGUUAGCAUCUGAUCCUGUUCCAAAUGUCAGAGUGUUAUUAGCAAAAACUUUGAGACAAACUCUGUUGGAAAAAGAAUAUUUUGUGAACUCAGGCAGUUCUCACCAGGAGGCCAUAGAGCAAAUCGCUGUGGUACUGCAGGCUGAUCGAGACCGGGAUGUCCGAUACUUUGCUAGCAUAUACCCCAGCAGUACAAAGCUUGGCGAUGAUUCCAUGAGUACUGCUUCUUCCACUUAUUAAAACAGGCUGUUGUUUCAUGCACCAUUGGACUGAUCAAACCAAGUCACUGAUGAGUGCAUUAAUCAUGUGUAUCAGCUGGAAUGUACUGGGUGAGUGCUCUAGAAUACGGCGAGAUAUCUGUUCUCUACACUGAACGAUGGCAUUCAAUGAUUGUGGUGGCCUGCCUUGUGGCUCUUGAUUACACUGAGAUUCAUUUAGACUAUAACUAGUCGUGUGGCCGUGACUUAGUUUUCAUACCUUGACCACUGAAAAAUUCUCAGCGAAUUUUACCACCGAAGCCUUAAACUCCUGUAUUCUUAAAGCUAACAAACUUGAACACCUGGAGCCGCCUUAAUGGAGGAGGGAUUGCCAUUUCAAACCUGAUCAUUCCUUCCAGAAAAGUUAUUAGAAUGUUACUGACAAUUCUUGUCUAUAAACAACAUUUAAUUACGUUUGCAAAGAAUAAGAUCUAGACAAGUUAAUGUGUACUUGUUAAUACUGUACAAGGACUUUCAUGUACUCAUUCUGAAAAGUUCUUCUCAACUGUGCUAGUUAUGUCAAGGGUAUCUUUACCUAAAUGGAUUAGUUAUACCUCAUUUAGUUCGAACACAGACAGUGGGAUUGUAAUGUGGUCUUGAAGCUUGACCAUUCAUACUACAGCAAAUUUCAGUCUCGCGGGUAUGAGAAAAUGGCUGCCAAUGUUCUGCUUUGACUCACUUCCUUACCCACCUCAUUCAUCCUUACUAAUGGUUUUUGUUCUAACUAUAUUGCACAGGAAUUGACGGAAUUAUAGAGGAGAAAGGGCAACAAAAUGCAUACGUAAUAUAUACUUAAUGCUUUUGAGUACUUUUUUUGUUAACAAAUUCCUCAAUGUUGGGCAGAAGUGAAAACACAUGCAAGGGUUAAUGGUGGCUGUUAGUAGAUGUGUGCAGACCUUGCCAAAUUGAUCUAGAAUUUAUACCUCAGUGAGGUAGAGCUGACUGAACUCAAAGUAUGAAAUCUUGCACUAUCUGGUGUGCAAAUAACUUUACAUCUAUAUAAACUUAUACAUCUGACUCCACUUUUAAAUCACACAAGGCACCUUUUAUUUCUCAUGUACUCUACCUAUGAUAACAAUCACCCACCAUCUUGCUAGGUGAGGGGAAUAGAGACACAGAAAGCAUGCUGGAUAAUCACCGUGGGAAUAACGUUCUCGCAAAGAUCUUUGCAAUGUGAGGACAUUUCAAUCCAUCUAUAAAAACUCAGCCUUCUAAGUUAACAAUCCUACCAUUUUCUUCAAGCUGAUGGUCUUUGUGCCUUAGUGGCAGCCAGUGAAGUCUCUCUGUUGAUUGAGUUCUUUGGUCCAUGAUUAAUUAAUGUCAGCUCAGUUUUGACAUCUGUAAUGAAUGGUUUCCAGUAAUUAGUGUACAUGUCAUCUGUCUUCCACUUUUGUGACUCUUUUCCAAGUAAUAGGCCGGUUCUAAAUUUUAAAUGUAACAAAGCUAUCUCAUUCAUAUGGUAUCCUGGAUACAAUAACUAAAUGACAUGAGAGAUUCCCAUUAGUCCAGGAGGAGAGACCGUUGGUUAAACAAGUUUCUGCAGAAUUUUGGCACAUUAUUCAGUGAUUUUUGUAGUAACAAAUGCUUUGAAAUGGAGUUUGUGUUCUAUUUCUACACUGGCUGCUCCAUGAACUAUCAUGAGAAUUCUCUAGUGUCCACCUGAAGGAUAGAUGUUUCUUGCUUUAAACCCCAUUUGAGGAAUAACCCUUCUAACCUCUCCAUCUGUAACAGGGUAAAUGAUUGAUUGUAAUCUGAGACUGCUGUUGCAGAUCAGCCUACAUUGGUAAGUCUUCAGAAUCCAUCUCCAGUUCUGGCGCUAGUUUACUUUGUGUUUGGAGAUUGAAUGACUAUAAAAGACAAACAAUGGAUUAACAAUAGUCUCCACUUUUCCUUGAAAGAAGUCCAGCAUCCACAUAUCUUCUGUGUUUAAUAAAUACUUAUUUUUUCGGUUUGUAUUUUAUGAAUUUGCCACAUUUUACUUUAUGAAGUCUCAGUACCUCCUUGGACAAACUGAACUCAUCCCAGGCCAGAGUCCUCCGAAAAAUUUUGUGUUCGUCAGCUGAUUUGGCUCCAAGACAUUAACAAUCAAGCCAGUUGACUUUUACCUUUCUCUUAACCAUGCCCCCCCAACUCCUCCUCCAAACUUCCCUGUCACCAGAAUCAAAUGAGAAGAUCCAUUGCACAUGUGGAUUUUGGACUUCUUCCUCUUUUCAGAAAAUGAGAUGUUUCCUCUCCCAGAUAAUCUAAUGUUACAUGCUGCAAAGUGUGGUAAAUGGUCAGAUUUCUGUGUGAUUUCACAUGUGUGCAGUGGGAACUCUCGGGGUCAGGCUCAGCACAAACACUACAAAGUAUUCAAAUGGUUUUAAAAGUACAGCAUAUUUCUGUGUGUUAUGCAGAGUGCUGCUGUGUACUUAUAUCUGUUUCAUGCUGGUCAUGUCCUGCAGAGUAUAUUUUGAAUUGGAGUAGCACACAAGCUUUAAGUCAGAAAAUUCAGGUAUUUUAACUUUUUAUCAUGAUCGGCUGAAUGCUGCACCUUUUUUUAUAUGUACAUAUCUGUGAGCACUCAAGUGCCCAUUGUUGAUCAUGUCAUAAAAAGCUGUUGUGAUACAAGUUGUCUGUACUUGUCCAAAUAAAAAUAAAUAUGCAACUGUUUAAGUUUGUUGCUCUUCAA